Molecule: messenger RNA, 768 nt
Organism: Suillus subalutaceus
Lineage: Eukaryota; Fungi; Basidiomycota; Agaricomycetes; Boletales; Suillaceae
Exons: 1
Coding region: 1-768 (255 amino acids)
Source: RefSeq, a predicted model, not a curated record
AUGCAAUCAGACGAGCAAAUUUCCUUUUUGGUCAGACCGCGUGAAAAAUUUGGGCCAGCGGCGAGCACCCAGCGCCCUCACUUAAUUACUCCCGCAAACAGCCUCAUGCAUGCUGCAUCUGUGAUUAAUCAUCGAAGGCCAUGCAUGAUCUCAUCUGCGAUAGUUGCGUACCACGACCUCUCACUUCGUGAGCACCGAGUCUUUGCGGAUGCCCUCAAGAACAACCUGCUCACCAUCAAGACCAUCACCAAACAAGGUGCCCUCGCAAAUCUUGUGGCCUCCCGCAGCCGUGUCAUCAUCGAGGAAGCACCUGCACCUCAUUCUGACCACACCCAUGGGUGGCGCUGGUAUGCGAAUGGUCGAUGUGAUUGGCUGGGUCUUCCUCGCCUCAAAGUCAACCACAGCUCUCCUGAGCCACCUUCUGCACAAUGUCCAGCUCCUGGGCCAUUGUCUUGUGGACGAAAUCCUGCAUCAUCUCUUGCAUGGUGCCGGCCUGCUCGUGGGCCGCUAUCUGGUGCACACACUCCUGUAGUGGCUCACGCAAUGCGUCACUGGCAGAAACUCAAGAUGUUCGUUGAGGUCCCACUCCCCCCACCCUCCUGGAGGUCGAGUUUCAAUCCAGGACGAGACCUGUCACUGGUAGGUAGCAUCCAGGAGCUCAUUCCGCAGAUAACCUGCAUUGGGCAAGGUUCGCAGAGUUCUGAUGGGACUGCUUGUGGGGAAGAUGAAGCCGAGGCAGAGGUGGAUGAGCUUCUGGCGUCCCUUUGA